AGGGGUGAGGAUACAGGACAUACAGGAUAUACAGGAUACAGGAUAUAGGAGACUUCAAACCAUGUGAUUUCAAAAUUUAUGUCAACCUUUAAACUGAGAGUGUAAAUUGCAGGUUUUCAACUCACCUCUGAUGAGAAUGGAUAGAAGCGAGGGUUCGCUAGUUAUUACUCCAACAUCAGAUAGUUUAGAGCAGAACCUGAUCCCUGAACCACCAGGUCCAGAUAUCAGGGAUUCUCCAACCCUUCUCCAGACUCAUUCUCCAGUAGGAGCAGUAGCUCCUUCCCCCUCCAGAUACUUUAGAUCUAGACGAACCUCUGAUUCUGGUUUUGAAUCUGCUGCUAAGACUGUUGUACUCUUCCCUGGUUCAGGUAGUAUUGCUGCUGCUACUCUGGGAGCUCUAGGUAGUGUAGCAGCAGUUGCUACUGGUAGUGUAGCUCUUCUAGGAGCUGGAGCUGCAGUUUGUGCAUUCAAGUUCUCACCAGGACUAAAUAAGGAACGAUCAGCAGCCUCUCGAGAAGAGAGAGCACGCUACCUGGAAGAGGCCAAUAGGGUGUCAGAAGAGAAGAGAAGAAUGGCGAAGGAAAAUGAGAUAAAGAGAAGAGAAGGAGAAGAGGAAACUUUGGCUGCUGUUCUUUCAGCUCGGGGAAACUUUAGAUAAUCAAGGGGAGUUGUUUCAUGGACGCUGUAAAGAAGCUAAUCUUGAUUUUGCAGUCAACAAUCUUUCACCAUCUUAGAUAUGUUAACUAUGUGGAAUCUGAAAUUCAUUUAUACACGAGGCUAGCCUGAUCUGAUCAGCUUACUAAAUAAUUGAGUGCAAAUCCACCUAUUAGGAGCCUUAAUAAAAUAAACCAAAUCAGAGUCGAGAUUACAAAUGAUUAAUCACCCAGUCGGAACAUUCGGUGCAAACUGUUUACAAAUCAUUAUCAUCAAGCAAUUAAUUGCAAUCAAAUCAGUAUCUAUUAUUUUACAUAUAACAAUACAAUGUCGUAGAUUUCAA
This is a messenger RNA of Eurytemora carolleeae, 997 nucleotides long. RefSeq lists its product as uncharacterized. Bases 131 to 658 code for a protein of 175 amino acids. The transcript is spliced from 7 exons. NCBI's taxonomy places the organism in Eukaryota, Metazoa, Arthropoda, Copepoda, Calanoida, Temoridae. The record is from RefSeq and is a predicted model, not a curated record.